Messenger RNA from Pseudophryne corroboree (corroboree frog), 2757 nucleotides. RefSeq names its product UBX domain protein 2B (gene UBXN2B). The coding region runs from base 71 to 1162 and encodes 363 amino acids. Gene Ontology annotation, biological process: proteasome-mediated ubiquitin-dependent protein catabolic process; nuclear membrane reassembly; Golgi organization. Gene Ontology annotation, cellular component: nucleus; cytosol. NCBI's taxonomy places the organism in Eukaryota, Metazoa, Chordata, Amphibia, Anura, Myobatrachidae. The record is from RefSeq and is a predicted model, not a curated record. Gene Ontology annotation, molecular function: ubiquitin binding. The transcript has 8 exons.
CGGGGCGGUGACGUAGGCGGCGGCGACGGCAGGCAGAGGGGGCGCCUGGCUGCCGCUGCCCGCAACAGUUAUGGAGGAGAGCGAGGAGUCCCGGGAAGACCUGAAUGGGCUGGACCGGGGUGAGGGUCAGGCAGGGGAGGAAGGAGGAGGUGACGACGACGGUGAAGAUGAGAGCAAUAGGGAGGAGAAGGGGGCAGGACAGCCUCCGCAGAGACCGUCAGUGCUGGACAUUCAGGUGUGUCAUCAUCAACAGCAUCAUCAUCAUCAUCAUCAUCAUCGUUUGGCCUUGGAAAGUUUAUGCGAGGAUGGAUAUGGAGACCAUUCUUCAGAGUCUGAUAUGCGUCUUACGUUGUUGGAACCUGGUCAAGCUCAUUCCUUUGAAAGACUACAUUCUCCUGGCAAAAUUGUAAAUGAGCUUUUUAAGGAAGCAAAGGAGCAUGGAGCUGUGACUGCAGAAGAAGCCAGUAAAUUAUCAGAAGACCUUUUUAAAGCAAAAUUGUUCGCCGGGGGUGGAUACAAGCUGGGCGAUUCAUCAGUGAAGCAGUCUGAAUACAUUCGAGAUGAUGAGCUAUUGCCUGGAGGAUCUGAUGUGCAGAUAUUGCUGAAGCUCUGGAGCAAUGGAUUCAGUUUGGAUGACGGAGAGCUUCGAUCUUACACAGAUCCAUUUAAUGCUCAGUUUCUGGAAUCCAUUAAGAGAGGGGAAAUUCCGAUGGAACUCCAGCGAAUGGUUCAUGACAGCCAAGUCAGUAUAGACAUGGAAGACCAUCAAGACCAAGAAUACGUGAAACCAAGGCCGAAAUUCAAGGCCUUCAGUGGUGAGGGGAAAAAACUUGGAAGCCUGACACCUGAAAUAAUAAGUACCCCUUCUUCUCCUGAAGAGGAACACAAGCCAUUUUUAAAUACUGAAGUUGAACUUGACGAAGAUGUUCCAACAACAAAAAUUCAGAUUAGACUUUCUGAUGGAAGUCGCUUAAUCCAAAGAUUCAACCUCAGUCAUAGAAUCCUGGAUGUGCGUCAGUUUAUCAUACAGUGUCGAUCAGACUUUGCUCAGACUGAUUUUACUUUGAUGACCACUUUUCCAAACACAGAACUGACUGAUGAGAACCAGACACUGGAAGAAGCAGAGAUCCUUAACACUGUGAUUCUUCAGAGAAUGAAGUAAUGUUCCUUGUACAUGAGCUGUAGCUGAAGAAUUGUGUAAUGAGCCAUUUGCUGGCCCCAACUAGUAGGAGCUACAGCCUAAAACUCACACUCUUGUGCACGUAUUGUUCCACAUUCUCAUUAACACGUGUGCUGAUCUGUAGAAAUGUAAACAGGACAUUUUAAUCUGUAUUUUGACACAGAAUCAGCUGCACAGUUUGUACAGACGUCCAGUUUUUUAGGUUUGAAGCACUGCAUUUUAUAUAUACAGUAACUACAUAUGGGAAAGUUUGUUGAGGAAACGUAUUUAGGUGCCGUUCUAUGGUGUAAUUGCAGAAAUGUUUCCAGCGUGUGGUGGUGAGAGGACACGACCAGGUCAGUUAUUUAGUUUCUCUAUAAACUGAUUAUUUUAUACAGAUGUGUCCUCAUGCACCUUGCCCCAAUACGCCAUGCAGCUUGAGACACCUGCCGCUCACGAGCUGUGCCGAGCAAUGUAAUGCAGCAACAUUUGUACAAAAUUGUCUUAUUUGUAGCGUAGACACAGCGAUAUACCUCUCACUCUGCACCAGAGAUGCUGUGCUGCCACGUUAACCGCACAGGAAUUGGUUUUAAAUCUCUCCAGUCUUAGAUGAAGCACAGUGGAACGUGGGAUGAUAAAAAACAGCUGCUGCCACUGUAUUGUACAUCUUCGUAUACAACAGUGUUUCCCAACCUCAGUCCUCAAGGCACACCUACGGUCCAGGUUUAAGGAUAAAUAAACUUGAGCGCAGUUGACUUAAUUAGUACUAUAGGUAAUUUGAUUUAAUCAUCUACUGAAGCAUGAAUAUCCUCAAAACCUGAACUGUUAGUGUACCUUAAGGACUGCGGCUGGGAAAACACUGGUGUACAGAUUCAGACUCAUUCGCACACAGAUGGGAAGAAAACUUUAUCCAAGGGAAGCUGGUACUUAACAUUAAGAAUGUGGAGACCGAAUAAAUGAGUUAAAUAUUGCAGUACUCAACAUAAUAAAACAAAGAGAAUACAGAAACAUGGUAUACAGUAGUAGCCACAUAAAAGGCAAUACCCACCAUAAUAAAAUGGGGCGUAUACUGAGACAGAACACUGUAGCUAAUGGGAGAGUACCACAACAGAAUAGAUUAGCUGACUAAUAAAGCAUACUAUACUGUAAUAGGUAGAGUACCGUGGCAGAAUAAUUUAGUUAACCACUUGCCUGGCAUGGUCGCGUCAGAGGCGACCACACCAGCAAGUGUCUUAUCUGACCUGGUCGCACAGGAUGCGACCUGUCAGAUGAAGUGUGUUAGCAGCGGCGGGGAAGGGAAACUUCUCUCUGCUGCUGCUGUCAGAGGGUCUGGAAGGUCCCUCUGCCUCCCUGCACCCUCCCCUCAGUGUUGCCGUGCUGCUGAUCAUUGCUGAUCGGUCAGCACGGCAGGAUCCACCACCCAGCAGCUGCAGAUACUGGCAGUCGCUGAGAAAGUGUAAAACAAGCACCCCCUGUACCUGGCAGCAGUCUUGGGUGUAAAAAGUAACGUCACGUUACCGAUUUUCCCGUCCGAUGUUUGAACAAAAUAUUGUUGUUUUCUCAUACGUCCUAGAGGAUGCUGGGGAUGCUUCAAGAAC